Messenger RNA from Morone saxatilis (striped sea-bass), 5277 nucleotides. RefSeq names its product RA_Radil_like and Myo5p-like_CBD_Rasip1 domain-containing protein (gene radil2a). The record is from RefSeq and is a predicted model, not a curated record. Gene Ontology annotation, cellular component: microtubule. Gene Ontology annotation, molecular function: GTPase binding. Gene Ontology annotation, biological process: substrate adhesion-dependent cell spreading; signal transduction; neural crest cell migration. Lineage: Eukaryota; Metazoa; Chordata; Actinopteri; Moronidae.
GUCCAACAACUCGGACAGCACCGUCCGCUCCACGGAGAGCGUGGGCGUCCGGCAGCCAGCCAAGAGCAAAAUCCGCCGCCACAAUAACAGGCUUUCAACUGUUUUCAACCACAGCCCCAACCUGCGUGACGCUGCACGCCGCGGCCAGGCACCGGGCGGAGGGAGCCUCCCCGGCGACCUGCAGGCUGCGGACGACCCGGCUGAGCUGUCCAGUCAAAUGUCUGUCCCCGGCAUCCUGAAGGUCUUCGGCAGCGACAUCUGUCAGGGGACCAACUAUAAGAGCGUGCUGGCCACCACGCAGUCCAGUGCAAAGGAGCUGGUGAAGGAGGCCUUGGAGAGGUACUGUCUGGAAAAAGAAGACGCCAACGACUACGUGCUCUGUGACGUGAUCGGCCAGACGGGCGCAGACAACCAGUGGAAGAGGGAGUGUUUCCGGGUGGUGGGAGACCACGAGAAGCCCCUCAUGCUGCAGUCGCUGUGGAAACCAAAGGAGGGCUUCUCCAGACGCUUCGAAAUCCAGCUGCGAGCGAGCGUUGAGGAGCAAAGUUUGAAGGACAGGGACACAGUAACAGCAGGGAUCAACGCUCAGGCUCGGAAGCUGCAGAAGAGCCGCUCCAGAGUGACCUCGCUGUUUGUGGAUGGCAGCGGUGAGGACGUGGACGGACUCGGGAUCUGGAGAAGUCUGAGCGAGAUGGAUCUGUCUGCGAUGGGGAAGGAGGCCAACCGGGCCCGGCAGAGUGCACUCAGAGAGGAUCCCGAGGCCGAGGCCGACAAGGACGUCCUGCGGCUCGGUAUGGAGAAGGAGGAGACGGAGAGCAGCGACGACAACACCACCCAGUACUCAAUUCACCCGCCAUUUGACUUCCCCUACUUCCUCCUGCUGCAGGGCUACAGCCACAGACAGGAUUUCGUCAUCUACCUGAUGAGUGGGACCACCACCAUCUUCGGCUGUUGUAGGGAGCACUGUAACGGAGAGGAUGAGGAGAGAUUAAAGGUCGACAUCCUUCUCUUCGCCCCCGAUGUGUUGCCCCAGCACUGCUGCGUCAGACGCCUGGACUCCAACAACCCAACCUCCACAGGGGAGCACAGAAAGACACUGACGAUGCUGAAGCCCCUCCACGGUGCUCCUGUGACCAGAAAUGGUUUCCUACUUAAAGAAGAGGUGGAACUGAACCCAGGGGACUUGGUUGGCUUGGGGAAACACUACCUGUUCAUGUUUAAGGAUCCUACCUGCACAUCAGGAUCCCUCCAGACUCCACCUUGGAUGACCAGACUCUGCCCGAACUCUGACGCAAAGACGUCGUCCUCGUGUUUAUCGUGCGGCUCCGCUCUCAACGUCAAAAGGCUCCAGAGGAAGCCAUUACCGCCUCACUGGAGGGACCUGGAAGGCACAGAGGCUUUGGUGAGCUAUGAGCUGGAGCAGGAGGAGAGGGUCCUUCAGGAGAUUUUGGAUAUGUUGGACGCAAGUGGAAAUGAACCAAAGCUGACGCCUGCUUUCCUGCUGAGCCUGUGCAUCCAGCACUCAGCGUCCUCGUUCCAGCUGACACACUUCAGACAGCUGCUGCUCCGGAUAGCCAGCCAGAUCCAACUCGUUAUGUGGGAGAAGACAAAGGAACUUGCAGCAAUCCAGCCAGAAACGAGCACCGGUGAAGGGCAGCCUGAGCAUCUUCAGCUGCUCAGCAUGCAGGAGCUGAUCCCGGGUCUGCAGCCUCUGGUGCUGUGGAUGGCCAACUCCAUCGAACUGCUGCACUUCAUCCAACAUGAAGUCCCUCAGCUGCUGCCCUGGAGGCAGGACCAGGAGGACGAAGGUCUGUUGGACUCUGAGAUGUCCUCCACUCGGAUAGCCUGUGAGGAAGCCAUGACGGUCCUGGAGGAAGUCAUCAUGUUCACCUUCCAGCAGUCCGUCUACUAUCUAACAAAGAGUAUGUAUUCAGCCUUGCCCGGGCUGCUGGAUGGAAACCCGUUCUCAGAGGGGGGCCAGCUGCGAGUGCCCGACGGACUCGGCGGCAUCCUGGAGGUGCUGAAGGAGGCGCUGAAGCUUCUCACAGCCUUCCAGGUCCAUCCAGACAUCUCACUGCAGCUCUGUGCCUACCUGUUCUUCUUCAUCAACGCAUCGCUGUUCAACGCCCUCAUGGAGAGAGGAUCAGUCGCUGGGUUCUACCAGUGGUCCAGAGGCGUUCAGAUCCGGGCCAACAUGGACCUGCUGAUGGACUGGAUCCAGAGUAUCGGUCUCGGCGAUCUGGCCACUGAGUUCUUCCAGAAGCUUUCCGCCGCCGUCAAUCUGCUGGCCACACCCAAAGAAACCCUCCUGCAGGCGUCCUGGGCUUCUCUCAGGACAGAGUUUGCCGCCCUGAAUCCAGCUCAGCUUCAUCACAUGCUGAGGGAGUACAGCUCUGGUAAAGCCUGUCCCACCGGAUGGACGCCGUCAGCGGAGGACGCGGAGGACGCCGUCAGGACGGCCGACAUCCUGGAGAGCUUCGACAACCACCCGCCGCUCAUCCUGCCCAGCAGCACGUUUCACCUGGAGCUGGGUAAACCCCUCGUGGAGCCGGCUCUGUUUGAGCAGCUCGCUCAUCUGCAGGAGUUCAUACGCCGCCUCCCCCGCGGCGAAACCCAAGCCGAGCCCGAUGUGGAGCAACAGACAACAGACAGCCAGUCUGCGACCUCGCCCUCCGUCAGAGUCUUCCAGGAUCCGGCCCAUCAGGUGGUCACUGACCCGGUUACCUGCUCCUCGCCAGAGGCAGACCUGGACUGUACCUCCCCUGCGGAGCCGGCUCAAGCCCGAGGAUCUCAUGGCGACCUGAGCAGCUGCGAGGCAGUUCUGACCCAGAAGCUGAAGAGCCUGGAGCUGCAGAACACCCUCCCAGGACAGGCUGACCUGGUCUACCACAAGAGCCUGGCUCUGGACCCGUCCUGCCUGCUGACGCCGCCCAACACCCCGCAGGGUAUGGAGCUGGCUGAGCUGGAGGCGGAUCUGCAGGAGGGCGCUCGCCAACAGAAGAAAGCCGUCGGAUACGCUGAGUGGAAGAAGGACAAUGUGGAGGAGGAAGAGGAGGAAGACAGAGAGGAAGUGUUCACAGUGGAGCUGCACAGAGGACCUCAUGGUCUUGGACUGGCGCUCGUGGACGGGAUGAAAACGCAGCUGAGAAUGAGCGGCAUCUACGUGAAGUCAGUGGUUCCCGACUCUCCCGCCGCUCAGUGUCAGAAACUGAGGACAGGCGACCGCGUCCUGGCGGUUAACGGCAUCAGCCUGGUCGGUAUGGAGUACAACACCGGCAGAGAACUGAUUCGAUCGUCGGGCGACUCUCUCCGACUGCUGGUGGCCAAGAUCGACUCGAGGACGAGCGGCAAGGGUUCGACUACGACUAAAUGCUGAAGGGAGCGGCCGAGGCUGGCGAUCAAGUGCAAUUGGGAAUACUGGAGGAACGUUUUGGUUCAUCCUUCCUGCCGCUUCCAGAGUCAGUGUUUCUCUCCCCCUCGACCAACCAAAGGAAAACACACUUCCUGCUUCUCCUUUCAGACUUAUUGUGUUUUCUGCGUAAAGAGCAGCGAGACAAUCGACCCCCGGCGGCAGGACGGACUCGUAGCCGGCAGACGGGACUGUCAGGACGAGUUUUUAAAAGCUCAUUUUGCUGCCGCAGCUUCUUUUCUGGCCUAUAAACAAACUCCUCGUAAACCGUGAGGGUUUUGGCGGUGCAGGAAAAAACAGCUGAAACAUGUAUUUGAAUGUCUGAGUACUCGGUAUUCUGUCUGCCCACCGAAGGAUCGGCUCCAGGAUCAAGACUCGUUGACGUUAACUGGAAUUAUUUUUGAAAUCAUGGGUUUUAUGGCUAUUUAAAAAACUGUGAACCAACAUAAAACCCUUCAUUUGUGAGGGAAAUCCUAAGUAAAGGAAUCUUUUUCCAUCACAGAUAUUUUUGUUAAUAUUCUGUCUUUUUUUUUUUGCUUCCCCCCCAAAAAAAAGCUGAAUUAUUUCAACUCACUGGGAGAUUUAUUUUUUAGAAACUAUGAUUUUCUUUUAACAGUUGGGCAUUUUUACUGUGGCCUUCAGAGCGUCGUACACAUCUUUUACACUUUUAUAUCACAAUAAAUGCUGUUUAUGAAAAGUUCUGUUACAAGCAACCAGUAAUAAUAAAUGUUCGGGUUAAGAAAACUGGAAAAAGCUUUUCAAACUGCAUUUUUUUUUGGUUUUUCAUGCUUUUAAACAGACUGAAGGAUUACACACUUUAAAGCAAUACUAUGGAAGAUUUGGUGCCUCCAGUUAUAAUACCACCGUUGUACUUAUGGACAGCUGUAAUUACCUGCUUCUUGUGGCCGAUACAGAUGAAAUUAUUUCACAUUUUUGAAUUUUUAAAGGUUCUGUAGUUUUUACACACCUGUGCAUCCCUUCUCUUUGCCCUUAGGUAAGUCCAUAGAAGCUACAGAGCCUGAACACUCCUGGUUCUGGUUCUGGUUCUGGUUCUGGCACAACCAGCAGUGACUCCAUAUCUUCCUCCUGUCCCAGUUGGUGGUUGUGACUUACUGCCAUUAAGCCACCUGUGACAACCCGAAACCAAAAGUUACACAGAGCGAGAACCGGGGAAUGAACUCAACUCAGAGUAGCAUCAGAAUGCUAAUAAAACAUUUAUUUUAAGUUAUUAAAAAUGACAUAAUGUUGCUUUAAAGUGGCUAAAAUCAACACGUUUAUCCUUACAACACAACUUUACUCACUGUUACAGCUCUCAUAGCGCUGUUUAUAGCGAUAUCUAUAGCGGAAGCUGUUUGCAGACAUUUAGCAGUUAAAUUCACGGAUAUUUCCCUCAAAUGAAUCAUAAUGUUGCUCUGUAACUGCUGGAUGUGUAAAUAAGCAACUGCUGUUUGCUAACAAGUUCAACAUAUUGACUUGAAAGUUGAUAUAAUGUGUAAAAGUGUUUGUUUCUGCUGGUCAAAAAACAAAACUGCUAAAAUCUUAUGAAUAAUAAAGCCAAAAAUAUUCAGUCAGACAGCUAAAAUAAACUCCUCUGCUUCAGUUUAUUAUCUGUAAAUACAGUAUUCACAUCCACACACACAGACAUCUACAGUGGGUGUAUUCAAUUAAAGGGAUUGUUCAACAUUUUGGGAAAUAAAGUGAAAGUUAUAAGCUAAAUAACAAAUGUCAAACCGUGAGAGUAAAAGACCAAAUAUAAUAAAAUAAUAAUUAAGAAUAAUAAAAUGUUUAUAUUACAGACUGUAAAUUGCACAGAAAACCUCUCAUUAUUCUUAUGGCAAAAAAACUUUUUUAUACAGCAUUUAUAUGGU